Molecule: messenger RNA, 4479 nt
Organism: Schistocerca serialis cubense
Lineage: Eukaryota; Metazoa; Arthropoda; Insecta; Orthoptera; Acrididae
Product: zinc finger protein 853-like
Exons: 4
Coding region: 470-2503 (677 amino acids)
Biological process (GO): regulation of transcription by RNA polymerase II
Molecular function (GO): DNA-binding transcription factor activity; RNA polymerase II cis-regulatory region sequence-specific DNA binding
Source: RefSeq, a predicted model, not a curated record
AUCGUGAAGCACAGCAGGUGUUUUCGUUUUCGUGUUUGUUGUCAGUUUCCGAAAUUUGAGUGUAUCAAAGUAUUGUUUGUCUUUGUGACUGGAGAUUCAACAUGAAUGUAAUCAUCAGUACUUUUAAGAGGCACUGAAAUUUGUAGUGAACUCCAGAUUAGUUGUGUAAGUGGUUAAUACUUGUGGUUUUAAUGCCAUCUUGUGACCCUAUUUUAGGAGACAACGGAUUAACUUGUGGCUGCAAAACAGUGACGAUGUGGGAGCGCAAUGGCAGUGAAAUUGUAGAGAGCUGUUCUUAUUUUGAGGACUUAACCGACAGAACGUUUUCAAAGGAGCGGAAUGUCUUUUGGGGCAUUAGAUUCUGAUCGUUCAGGCUGUCCAGACUGCAAGGCUGCCAGCCGUAGUCCCUGACAAGUGCUGUGAAUGAAUCUGUUGUUCUGUAAUUUUACAGUUUUUUGACAGAGCUAAAAUGAACUUCACACCAUUUGGAAGUCCAUUCACUGGAUCAGUUCCUACAGCUACUGUUCAUCAAGUUGCCACUGCAAAGCUUGCUCACAAUGUUGCUGCUGGUGGCCAAGUUCUUGGUGUUUUUAGUGGUGGUGAUGGUGCAGUGCAUUAUUUGCGCCCUGUUGAUCCAAAUGGUUUUACGUUGACAACCCAAGGUGCCAUAAACAGCCAGCAUCCACAGGCGCAGCAAGCACUGAUAACCCUACCUAUCAGCAUUGCUGGAAAGCCUGGUGAACCUGGACAGCCACAGCAAGCAGUUCACAUUCAAGUAGUUAACCCCAACGCAACGCUAGGUGCUAAUGGUGCUGCUAGUAAUGUGGGCCCCAAGUAUAUAUCUCCUCUUUUCUCACAAGGGAUUUUAACAUUAUGUGGUCAACAGCAAGGUGGUGAAAUUGUUCAGUUGCAAGUGCAGCAUCCUCACAUUCAGGUGACACCACAACCGGCUCAGCCACAGAGUGAAUCAGAUGCCUCCAAUAACAGCUCUCAAGCACAGGUUUCGUUGCAGCAGCAGCAACAGCAACAACAAACACCUCAACAGGAACAGCAGCAGCAGUCGCAGCAGCAGCAACAGCAGCAGCAGCAACAACAGCAACAGCAACAACAGCAGCAGCAGCAGCAACAACAACAACAGCAUCACCAACAGCAGCAACAUCAACAUCAGCAGCCACAGCAGCAUCCUCAAGAACAGCAACAGCAUCAUCAUCAGCAGAUCCAAACACACACAAUUGCUGUUGCAACAGAUGAUAAGCCAGAGGAGCACCAGCAGGCCUUCCCAGUAGCUGUUGUAGCACAUCUUCCACAAGAAUUAAUUUUGCGUGACGGUAUAGCCACAAUGGAAAUUGAAAAGAUACAGGGGGAACCAGGCAAGGAAACUUUGCAACUGGCUAUUGUUAAAUCGGAAAAUGAUAAAGAUUCUCAGGAUGAUUUUAAUGGUAAUGGGGCUCAGCAUGCUACAGUUGCUGCCAUGCCAGCUGCAUGGCAGAGUAUUGCAACCCCAGGUUCAACAGUGGCAGACUACUUGUCACGUAUCCCAGCAUCGACACUUCCACUAAGUUUGCACCACUUCUUGAAAUUUUCUGCCGAAACGAUAAAACGGGAAGCAGCCAUCGAAUCAUCCCCCCUUUCAAACCCCGAGAUUGUCGAAGUAGCGAACGGUGCAGCAGUUGAGGAGCCAUCUGCCCCUGCAACAAACACAAAAACAAAGAAAAAGAAAAAGUAUAAGAAAAAACCUCCAAAACCCCGGCGGCCCAGGCCAGGUCAAGUGCACAUUGCAACUGCGUUGGACGGCACGACAUUAUUUUGUUGCCCCGAGUGUCAUAUGGCAUAUCCCGAAAAAGAGCUGUUAGAACAGCAUCUUGUCGGGCACAAGAUAGAACGGAGGUUCAUUUGCGAUAUUUGUGGUGCAGGUUUAAAACGGAAGGAACAUUUGGAGAGGCACAAGUUGGGUCAUAAUCCAGAUCGUCCAUUUGUUUGUUCUGUUUGCCUUAAAGGCUUCAAACGUAAAGAGCAUCUAAAUCUUCAUUUCGUUAUACAUUCAGGAGAAAAGACAGAACUUUGCCCAGAGUGUGGUAAAGGUUUCUACAGAAAAGAUCACUUACGAAAACAUGCACGCAGCCAUCUUACAAAACGCGUGAAAGAGGAACUUAACAACCAACAGCAGCUGCUACAGCAACAGCAGCAGCAGCAGCAACACCAGCAGCAGCAGCAGCAACAACAACAACAACAGCAGCAGCAGCAGCAACAGCAGGCACAGCCACAGCAGCAACAACCAUUGCAGCAGCAGCAGCAACAGCAGCAACAGCAACAACAGCAGCAGCAGCAGCAGCAACAGCAACAGCAACAGCAACAGCCUCAGCAGAUAGAACAGGAACACCAACAGCACCAAACAGACCAUGAGGCUCAGCAAGUCAAUGCCCCUGCUGCUACCAUGGUUGCAACAGUGGUUUUACCAACUGCAGCAGAAACAGGUGCUAUGCUGCUGCAGCAUCACCGCUGAAAAAAUCGAAGCACAAAUUUUCUAGCCUUAAAGGGAAUAUGCUGGGUGAGGACAGUACUCCUGAGACCAUUGUACUUUUCUUAGCUGUAUAUACUAAUAUUUAGCACCUUCUAUUAACUUUUGCAUAUGUUGCUUACGGAUAGUGAUCACUUGUGCUGCAGAGUUACUGUUGAACUGUUUUUGAUAAAUCAUAUACACAGCUUUUAUGUGUGUGGUACAGGUUUAUGAUUUUAUACCGAGCUCAGAAUGAUCGAACAGUGUGAGAGGGGGAUCACUAUGAUUUAUAAAUUAAAACUUACUGCAAAUAAUUGUUGAAUAUGGACAUUAUCCUAACUAAAUGGUAAUUACCAGGUAUGUUAUGGAGUACAUCUUUUUGUACAUCACAGUGGGCUUACAGCCCUUUUUGAAUAUUAUGAUAGGGAGUGUAACUUCCUGUUAUUUUAUGAAUAUUUCAUUGUUUUACAGAUAGUGUUAACACAGAUGUGUAUAGUUAACUGCCAAGUCCAGAAUAAUAAACAGAUAUAUAAUAUAUAUAUAUAUAUAAGAAUUAAAUUGGAUUUGGUGAAAAUGUGUUUAUUUUUUAGCACCGUGUAAUCCUACUUCGUACAUUCAUUGUACUACGGCAGGAAUCGACAGACAUCUAAGUGGUAGAUACUUGUACAGUGAAUUUGCCAAAGCAAAGAUCUGUCCAGAAUACAUAGUUGCUACCCUAGUCGUACAUUUUAAUACUUUAUUUUCUUUAUCUUGUGUGAUCACUUAAUGCAUAGAAGUUUUGUUUUAUGCCAUACCACGUAGAAUGUUGAUAUUGUUGAAUAAACAGAGUCAUAAGUAUGGUAUUGAACAGUAUAUGUCUCAGUCAUCAGAUAAUACAGUUGAGUGGCAGGUGGCAGGGAUAUAUAAAUCAAUCCGAUGUCUGUAAGCAAACUACUACUGUUGCAAAAAAGACGAAGUAUAACAUUUAUGUGUUUUACGAUGCGUUAUGCUACCUUGGAUCCUUCACAGUGAAAAUUUGCUCUCUGUUUUCUUCUAAAUAAGUCAUUGAGUUUGCUCCUCAUGACACUGCAUUCCAUAAGAUUCUUUGUAAAGCUAAAUCCUGUUUCUUUCCUUAUUUCAUCUACUUAAAGUAUUUAUUGAUAUUUUAUUUCCAAAUUUUGCAAAAAUUAAAUAACACUGCUCGGACACUUUUUACUUUACUUUUAAUUUUGAAUCAUGGUUAAUAGUAGCUUUUGUGCCAACAGACACACCACACUCAGCACCUAUUAUCUUAAACUGUACCUGUUUGUGAUGCAAAGUGAUUGUGUCUCAAAAUUCUUUACUUUCUGUCACCCCACUGAAGCAGACAAAAAGGUAAAUCCUUUACAUAAAUGAUUGACAAACAGCAAUGUGUGUUCAGUAAUAUCUGUUUAAAUCAGACAUGUGAGGACCUUGUUGUUGACUAUAUAUAUCGUCUGGCAUGUCCCAUAGCUUCAUGUUAACCUGUGUGUCUAUGUUUCUUUACUUUGUGUAUUCCUGUAUGUUAUUUAAAUCACUGCAGAACUACUUGUUAUUUUGUCUUGAAAAAUUUCAAAUAUAAAUACAAUGGAAACUUACUGAUUUCAUUUUAGUGUUACGGGGAAAGGCUAGGUACUCCAAUGUUCUAAAAAUAUUAUUUAUAGAAUUUUUGAGGCAUGUCCUGUACAUAGUGGCCUACAUGGAGUGUAUAAUUUUCAAGUAUGAAUUGUACAUGCUUAUAUAGUUUCCACUUUUGUAAAUUAUUUUUAUUGAAAUAUAUACACAAAUCUUUAUCAGUGGUGUUUUUUACACAUAUAAUUGAGGGCUAGGAGAGUUGUUACAGAGUGAGAUUCAGCCAGUUGAAAGAGCACAGCGUAUUAAGUUUCACAUUGUAUCAGAUCAAGUAACCCUUUGUUCAAAAUAAACCAAUUACUGUACUGCAUUACUAAUUGUGUUUAAAACCAAAAUAGAUGUAUUUUGAAUUA